GAGACACAUAGGGACAACAUUUGUAUUUCAUUCACUUUAAUUACACAUGUGCGCACUAUUAAAGUUAUUCUAAUCAUAGGAGGUAUUAUAUCGUAAGCCCGCAGAGCUCGCGGCGUAAUAAACAUGCACACACAGAGUCAGCGGACCCAAUGAACUAACACGAGACUGAAUAUUUAUAUAUUUUUGUUGUAUUGAUAAUUGUUAGCAGGGCGCCUUUUUCUCUAUCUCCAGACACCAAUGAAUAUUUGAUGCUGCAAACCUCUCACAGGAGUAGCCAGACUGUUAACUGAAAUAGCAGCAUAGACUGCUUGAGAUGAAGGCCAAGAAGAAGAAGAGACAGGAUGACUUCCAAAAGGUCAAGUUAAAGGUGGGAAAGAAGAAGCCCAAAGCUGAUAAUGCCACCAACACCAACUUUCGCACAAAGGGAAUCCAUCUAACUGAACAGCUGAAGAGAGACACAAGUGGCCCUACCACACACAGACAGCUCGGUAUCAAUGACCUCCUGUCUCAGCUUCACCAUUACAAUGCUAAUGUGAAACAUAGUGCCUUGUUGGGUUUGCGAGAGUUGUUGUCCCUCAAUCCCUCUCUGUUAGAGCAGCAUCUGUCUCGCUUGCUCUCUGAAGUGGCAGCUGUUUUCACUGACAAGGAUGGCAACGUCCGUGUGGCAGCCACACGUUUGCUCAGGUUCAUUGCACAAUCUGUGCCUGCAGAACGAGUGGCUCCAUUUUUCCCCCUCCUUAGUGCCCACCUCUCUUGUGCCAUGACUCACAUUGAGACAGGCAUCCAGGAGGAUGCCAUGAAGGUCCUCGAUGUGUUGCUGGAACACUACCCUGCUCUGCUCGCGGCACGGCCUGCUGUGCUCCUCACCAACUUCCUGGAGUUGAUCUCUCACAAACAAAGCAGCGUAGGAUCUAAAAAGGCUCAGGAUGCCAAGGGACGGACCUGGGCGCUGUCGGUCAACCCCAGCAGGGCUGUGACAAGCCAGCAGUGGCGGCUUUCUGUGCUCCUCAGGCUUGGGCGCUUUCUGCAGGCAGUAGUUGAAGAAAGACCAGUGGAGGAAGGUGACAUGUCUGUCCCAACUGAUGGAGUGUUUGGUUCCAGUGGAGAGGGCCGACUCACACCUCUGAAUCUCAUCUGGGAAGAGCUCACUUACAGCAAGGUUGGAGUUAAGGUGUAUGAACAUUCUGGGGUCAAACCAACUCCACAUUCCACCUUUAGUCUCAGGCCUGAGGUGGACACUGGGGCUGCAGUGGGUGAGAGUUUGGACUCAGCUGAGGCUGUUCAGAGCUUUGCAGCUACACUGGUGCCUCUUCUGCUGGAGGUGUGGGUAGAGGCCAGUACCAGUGACAGUCCAGGGAACAGCACUGAGGGUGCUCACCUGCUUACCCCGGAUGCCAUGUCAGUAAUGUUCCAGGUCUUGUCUAUUCUGCAGCUGCUGAGAAAACUGGCGCCACAGCGGGAGCACCAGGAUGCACUGGAUGCAUGGUUCCGUAAAGAAUACCUGGGAGACUUUAAGCAGCACUUCAUGAAAAACUUUCCCUAUGGUACUCGGGACACACCCAAACAUAAAAAGAAGGUUAAUCUCAAAAGGAGUAAGCAGACCGCAGCUGUCCCAGGUCUGACAGUGGAGCCACUGGCCCUAAACAUCACACUUUGCCAGGUCAUGGUUUCCCUCAGCCAGAAGCAGGGACUCGGCCGAGAGACAGAUGGAGACUGGCUGACACCACUGAGGACGUUUGUCCGAGACACACUGAGCAAUGAAGUGAAACUGAGCUACAGGCAGCUGCACAUGCUGCUUGGAACUGUGUGGAAGAUGGUGUUCACGCAGAGGAGUAAAACUGUGACAGAGGACCUGUUGGCAGCAGUGUAUUUCUACUAUCAGCAAAGGCACCUGACUCUACAGACAAGAUCUCUUCUGCUGUCUUUCUACAGCAAGCUCUACCUGCAGGAGCAAGGACACACACACAUUGCUAGGAGUAAGGUGCUCUGUCGAUGGUUGGCAUCUCUUCCUGUGCAGUUGUCCCAGCUGGGCCACCGUAACCCAGCUCUGUCUGCACGACUUAUCCAAUCCAUCCAGGCUGCUGCAUCUCGAGGCAACAAAGACCUACUCAACAGUCUACAGACUCAAGCCUGCAGACUCUACGAUCCACAAGAAGGAGUUGUGGUGCUGUUACCAGCAGAGUCCCAGCAACGAAUGGUGCAGCUGCUCUACUUCCUACCCAAGAUGUCCAAGUCUCUACUGGCCAAUCUGAGCUGCUGCUGCACUGCUGGACGAAUCUCUGCUGGCCUCGCUGCCUCUCUGAUUCGUAUUGUGCACCUUAGGUCGUCUCUGAGCGGCUGGUCGGUCGGGAGCCAGGAAGCAGCUCUGCAGGACGUGGACUACAUCAGCUUCCUGUUCUCCACCCUGACAGGCUUCUCGUCCGACAAGCUCGCCUCCCUGCAGGAGGCCGGCGACGACAGCGCCCUGCCUCCCUCCCCUCUCUCACCCCUCAGCCUCUACCCCACCCCGCUGGAGCAGUUCACACACCACUGGGACGUUGUCGAGGAAAUCUGCCACUGUCUGGAAACUUUGGGUUCAAAGUCCCAGUGCUUUGACAUCUUGCAAAAUGGCAUUUGUAAAUACCUGAUCAAGUUGGGGGUGGUGCCUGACAGUAUGGCGGCCGGACUGCUGAGAGCUGUUUCCAGAUUACUGGACCUGUCCGUCCUGCCCAUUGAGCCUGUGCUGCGCUUCUUGUCUCAGUGCUGCCUCAGCCUGCUGGCUCUGCUCAUCAACCUGCAGCAGGAGGCACCUGCCGAUACCAACCACAAAAGGGAGGCAAUUUGGGGAGCUUGUGUGUCAGCGUUGAGCUCCGUCCCCCGCCUGCUGAGGAUGGUCUUGCAGUCGUUGCGUGUUGGAGAUCUGAGUGAGGAAGAGCUGCCACAGCUGGGACAGAUCCUGUCAAUGCUGCUGCAGCAUACGCCGAUCCACAACCAGCUGCUGGCCAACGCUGCUCUGCUGCAAGAAAUUAUACAACACCUGACGAGGUACUCCCGGGGUGCGACCAGGGAGCAGUGGUUGACAGACUUGCUCUACUGUUACAGCGUCACAGUAGCUCACGGCUCUUCUUCUCAUCGUGGAAACCUGGGCCUUCGAGACAUGUACUGAUCGACUCACCCACCAAAACAAGAACCUGGUGUGUUGCUUAGUCCACCCUCUCCAACAUACAUCCCACAGUUACUUAAGACAAACAAAAUACUCGCAGAGCUCAAUAGCGACUCUGUAUUGUGCUCACAACAAAAUUUUCAGACAGAAAUACAGUGGAAAUGUGUUUUUUAUUGUGAGUGACAAUGAAUACUCAACAUCCUCAUUUUAGGAGUUUCACCUUUUUUUCUGGGUCUUAACCUGCCUCUUGUUUUCUUCAGCCUUAGCCGUAAAUUGUUUGUCCUCCUUUUGCCCCCUUUGAAUAUUGUUGUUACAAAUUGGGGUACCUGGUGUCUUUUAAUAAAAAAAAAACUAAACAGAAAAAAACAGAAUAAAGGCAAAAUAAAGUUAAAUCA
Molecule: messenger RNA, 3537 nt
Organism: Thunnus maccoyii (southern bluefin tuna)
Lineage: Eukaryota; Metazoa; Chordata; Actinopteri; Scombriformes; Scombridae
Gene: tex10
Product: testis expressed 10
Exons: 16
Coding region: 314-3145 (943 amino acids)
Cellular component (GO): nucleus; MLL1 complex
Source: RefSeq, a predicted model, not a curated record